Blepharisma stoltei is the source of this 3818-nucleotide messenger RNA. NCBI's taxonomy places the organism in Eukaryota, Ciliophora, Heterotrichea, Heterotrichida, Blepharismidae. The record is from the annotation of a GenBank genome assembly.
AUGGGUAAUAAUAAUCAUCAUCUAGAAAUGGAACCAGCUUCAAGCCAAAGGAGCGUUGCUAUCCCUCAAAGCAGACCUCUUCAAAUUGUUACUAAUUUUUUCAGACUUAACCGCACUCCAGCUGGGAAUGUUGCUCUCUAUUUCAUAAAGUUCGAGCCUAAUGUGGAAGCUGAUAAUCGAAGACUAAUCGGGAUUCUGAUUGAGUCUGCGAAAUCUUCUAUCACUGCACAGAUAGGCGAGUUUAUGAAACUGGGAAACAACAUCGCAGCUUGAACGCAUAAAGAUGAACCUUUUAUAGUUAAAGCAAAGGAUAAUAAAAAUACAGAAUUUGAACUUAAAAUUCGCAAUGUUGGCUAUCCUUUUAUUAUUUGUAUUAGAAUAAUAUAGUUUAAUGUUAAAAAUAAUGGAAAAUCAAAGAAAACAGCAUAUAUAGAUGAUUCUAAUCCUGAAGCUUAUAGAAUGUAUUGCAAUGUAGUGCUUAAAAAAAUGCUACGUAACCUUAAUUUAUUACAAGUAACCCGCCUUCCGAAGUACAUAUCCCUAAUUUAUUUUAUUUAAAAUAUAAAAAAAACAUGAAAAAUGCUUAUAUAGAUAUUUUUCUGAAAAUUCAAAUAAGACAGAUUUUUUCAUUAGAGAGUGUAUUAUGAUACGAAUCUAAUUAAACAAAUACCAGGGCUUGGGCUUGAAGUAUGGCAAGGAUACACAGCAUCUUUUGCACAUCAUUAUGAUCGAAUGCUUUUGAAUAUCGAUUUUGCGAGUAAAAUUAUUCGCAAUAUGACAGCACUUGGGCUGAUUCAAGAAAUUAAAGCAAAUUCUGGACCUAAUUGGAAGCAAGCAAUAGAGGAUCAGUUGUACGGACUUAUAGUGAUGGCUGGCUAUGGAAAUUAUAGAUGCUAUAGGAUUGAAGGAAUUGAUAUAUUGCUUUAAUUAAUAAGCAUACUCUUGUGGUGGACCUCACCCAUAAGGGCGAGUCGGGGGCUGUUUUCCGGCCCGCUAAUUUAAACCCUGACCCCUGACUCUUGUGCUGGACCAAAGUAAUCAAUUUAGGACUUGAUAGUUUGCUUACUAUAGAAAAGUUCAUGCAGGCUACCACUUGCCUUCGCAUAACUCUCCAUCGCUUACUUGCCAGUCUGGGCACAGCCUUCCGCAGUAUUGUCCCUCAGAAUAAGCGCUUGCACUCACUAUUCGAGAGCAAGCGGGGUUUGUCUUUCAAAAAUCGAAAAACGAAUUUUCUACCUGGACUAUCGACCACCAAAUGGAGCGCUUGAGAAAUUGCCCAUUUAGCCAAGCGACCACCUUGGCCUUGCUGAGCUUUCCUUUUCUAAUUUCAUGAGCCAUUUUCGUACAGGUAAAAAUUUAUAUGAAGUGAAUAUUCAGUCUGCUUAUAUCGACGUUUCACCCUUCCAAAACAACAAAAACCAGUCCGCAUACACAUUUCUGAAGAAUGUCCUCUCUUCCAAUUCUAUAAAUGAGAUGCAGAUUGCAAGUGUUGAGAGGGCAGAUUUGAUAGCUAUAGCCCAUCAUUUGGCUUGAUUUUAAUUGGCUAGUGACCUUGACUUUUAAAGCAGUUUUACGAAUCCGCUUUUUCUUUCAUGGCUAAAUAAGCUAGAAUAUUCAAAAUCGUCAAAAUUGGGUUAGACCAUGGCUAUGAGGGUGAAUUGAGUAUACUCCAUUUUAACGACACAAAGUUAAAAAAGACUUGAUUAACAAAAUUAUUAUAAAAUCUUUUAAAUCAUAAAAAGGGUGUUUCCUGACUAUAUAAUUGCCUAUAAAAAAAACUUUUAAUCUAUAAUACCCACUAGGAGAUUAAUAUUUACCAUUUUUAGUAAGAAAUUGAUUUUGAAAGCAGCCCUACCAGCACAUUUUUAAGAAAUAAAGUAGAAGUUUCUUACCAAAAUUAUUAUUUUGAACAAUAUGAAGUUACUAUAAGAGAUUUAAGACAACCAUUACUCAUCUCAACUAUCAAUAGAGGCCAAAACGAGAUAAAGUUAGUUCCUGAGCUAUGCAAUCUUACUGGAAUUUCUGAAGACAUGCGCAAAGAUUACAGAGCUAUGAACGAUAUAGCCCAGCAUACAAGACUUGAGCCUUAUAAUCGCUUAAUCCUCCAAGGUGGCAUGCACAAUUAUUUUAUUCAGACGUGAAGGGUUAAUUUUUUGUUUUAUAAAAAUAUCUUCUAAAUCAAAUGUUUGAAAGUGGAAAUUUAAUUAAGCCAGAAAUCUUUUGCUUUAAAUGCUUUAAGAUAAUAAUUAGUAAUUUGUUAGCCCACAGAGGGAAAGUUAGACAGAAGCCAAGAGCUAGCCGUUAGGCUUGAAAGCGAAGAAACUAGAGAGCUCUCAGAUAAAUUUUCCUUACUACCCCUACCUAUUUAUUUAUAAUAAAAUCAAUAUAAUAAUAAGUUUAACCAAAAAGAGAUAGCAUCUACUUCAGAGCCAAUUGUAGUAAGCGGUAUGAGGCUUCCAAUGGAGCAAAUAAGAAUUGGCAAUAAUGAAAUAAUUACUCUUGAUGACAGAGGUGGGUUCAACCUCAGAGGAACUAUUUUUUACCCUAUCAACAUUGAUACAUGGGCUGUCCUUUCUACACAAAGAGAUCAAGAAGACAGAGAUAGGCUUGUAAAAAAUCUCCAAAAUAAAGCUCGGCAGAUCGGUAUUGUUCUAGGGACUCCUUACCAGUUUAAUUUCGAUUCUAAAAAUUUAGCACCCUAUGUAGCAGCUUUAAACCGCCCUCCAAAAAACUUGCCAGUACCCCAAAUUGGAGUUAUUUUAUUGCCGCCAAACAUGAAAAAUCUUUAUCAAGAUAUAAAAUUAGCUUCUUGUCGGCAGUCAGGGAUCCCUACUCAAGUAAUUUUAGGAAGCAAUGUGAGAAAUCCCAAGCGGUUUGAAUCCAUCAUGUCCAAAUUAAUCCUCCAAAUAGCGACCAAAACUGGAUCUUAUUUGUGGGCACUUACCCCUGUUGAAAAUUUAUUACCAAAGACUAUGGUUGUUGGAAUUGAUGUAUUCCAUGAUGUAGUGAAAAAAGCCAAAAGUGUCGUGGGAUUUGUAGCAUCCAUACACCCUGUAUUUACCCAGUAUUUUAACACUGUAAAAAUCCAAUCAAUAGAUGGGGAAGAAAUUGCGACUGCUUUAGGGUCUUGCUUGGAAGCUGCACUUAUAGCAUUUUAUGAAAACACCAAAAAAAGAUUUAUGCCAGAUCACAUUGUUGUUUAUAGAGAUGGUGUUGCGGACUCACAAAUAGGAGCUAUAAGAACUUUUGAAAUUGAUGGAAUGAAAGAAGCAAUCAGUAGAUUUGAUAAUUACAACCCAAAUUUCACUUAUAUAAUUAUAUUCCGCUUUAUUUUAAUAUCUAUAGAAUAUUUUAUAGCCCUAAGCCCUUAUUCUGAAUUAAUUGAGAUUUGCCAUGACUGGUAUUAUAGACAAAGAUGCUGCAAUUAAAUCAAAAUUUAAAUAAACAAAAAAACCAGUGCAAAAUUAUAUGUAAAUUCCCAAAGAGGCAUUGGAAAUCCAUUACCUGGAACUGUUGUAAAUUCUGUUAUAGUUCCUGACCCUAACUCUUUUUAUCUUAUAUCUCAUGCAGUCACCCAAGGAAUGGCGUCACCUACACUCUAUAGAGUCAUCGAAAAUACGUGUCCUAUAAAGGAAACCGACGUUAUAACAUAUGCAAAGCUUGCCUUUAAGCUUUGCUAUAUGUAUUAUAAUUGGAGUGGAGGGAUCAAAGUCCCUGCACCGACAAUGAUGGCCCAUAAGCUAGCUUAUAUUGUUGGCCAAUGCAUCCAUGAGGAAGAAUAUUUGCCAAAUCUUAAACAGCUGCCUUGGUUUUAUUAA